This is a messenger RNA of Raphanus sativus (radish), 544 nucleotides long. RefSeq lists its product as uncharacterized. The transcript is spliced from 2 exons. The record is from RefSeq and is a predicted model, not a curated record. Bases 107 to 334 code for a protein of 75 amino acids. Lineage: Eukaryota; Viridiplantae; Streptophyta; Magnoliopsida; Brassicales; Brassicaceae.
CCAAGUAAAAACAAAAAAAAACAAAAACCCUCUUUAAAUCCCUAGCGUCCCAACCCAUAAAAAGAAUCAGCUGCAGUCUUCGAAUCGGAUCCUUUAAAUCGGAAGAAUGGGUUUAACGAAUUUCAUACUGACGGUGGCGGGAGUAGGCGCCGUGGUGAUGCUACUGAAGAGCGACGUCAAACAAUCUGUCACCGUCUUGAGGCGCAACGUCAAGCACAUCCGCCACUGGCUCGAAGAAGAAACCUCCGCCGCCUCCAAAGCAGCGCAGUCCAUUAAACCAAAGGAAAUUGAAACCAAGCUUCCCGGGAAGGACAUUCCCAAAGAGAAGAAUUAGUCUGAUGUUUUUAUUUUUUCAGGUUGCUGCUUGAUUUAUGACUUUGGUAUCAACACCAUUAGUUUUUUUUUUUUUUUUUUUUUUUUUGUUCACUAACACCAUUAGUUUACUGUCUCAAUCUCACCUCUUAACGUUUGAAGUAAAACACAAUAAUAUAAUCUCUCGUCUUUUUUUAUUUUUCAAUAUAGUUUUACAAUGACGUCGUUUUCC